This is a messenger RNA of Tachyglossus aculeatus (Australian echidna), 642 nucleotides long. It is a transcript of the gene RHOQ, whose product is annotated as ras homolog family member Q. Gene Ontology annotation, biological process: cortical actin cytoskeleton organization; small GTPase-mediated signal transduction. The transcript has 5 exons. Gene Ontology annotation, molecular function: GTP binding; GTPase activity. NCBI's taxonomy places the organism in Eukaryota, Metazoa, Chordata, Mammalia, Monotremata, Tachyglossidae. The record is from RefSeq and is a predicted model, not a curated record. Bases 7 to 624 code for a protein of 205 amino acids.
CCCCCGAUGGCGCAGGGUCCGGGCGCGCUGAUGCUGAAGUGCGUGGUGGUGGGCGACGGGGCGGUGGGCAAGACGUGCCUGCUGAUGAGCUACGCCAACGACGCCUUCCCCGAGGAGUACGUGCCCACCGUCUUCGACCACUACGCCGUCAGCGUCACCGUCGGGGGCAAGCAGUACCUGUUGGGCCUGUACGACACGGCUGGGCAGGAAGACUACGACCGUUUAAGACCACUCUCUUACCCCAUGACCGACGUCUUCCUCAUCUGCUUCUCGGUGGUGAGCCGGGCCUCGUUUCAAAACGUGAAGGAAGAAUGGGUGCCGGAACUCAAGGAAUAUUCGCCCAACGUUCCCUUUCUCUUAAUAGGGACGCAGAUCGAUCUCCGUGACGACCCGAAGACCCUCGCGAGGCUGAAUGACAUGAAGGAAAAACCCGUCUGUGUGGAGCAAGGACAGAAACUGGCCAAGGAGAUCGGCGCGUGCUGCUACGUGGAGUGCUCCGCUUUAACGCAGAAGGGCUUGAAGGCGGUUUUCGACGAGGCGAUCAUCGCCAUCCUAACGCCAAAGAAACACGCGGUGAAAAAGCGGCUGGGCUCCCGCUGCCUAAACUGCUGCCUGAUCACGUGAGGCCCGGCCCGCCGGCCC